AUGUUCCAAUGGAAGAAUAAACCAGGUGCAUCAACAACUGGACCUUUGGGUCCAAGUAAUCCUUUGGAGAAUAACAACAACAAUAACAAUGUAUCUGAUCCACUGGGAGGUGGAGGAGGAUCAUCAACACCAAGUAGCAGCAUAGUAUCAUCAUCAGCAUCAUCAACAACAGAUAACUCACUUAUACAACUUAAUGGUGGAGGUAAUAGCAGCAGCAAUGGCAAUGCAUCUGCUUUGGUUGUCACUAUCUUGCAGGGAACACCAAUACCUCACAACUCAGAGGGCCAUCCCAUUCUCUUGAAGCUUGUUCGUUAUCUACACACCAAGGGUACAUCACUUGAGCAUGUAUUCAAAGUGCAGUCACACGACUUUAACGAGGAGUUCCAACUCGUCAAAAAGAACUUGCUAAGAGAUAUAAGUGUUGGGGAUGGCGAACAAGUACAGUUGUCAUCAUUGACAAACAAUCCACAUGUCGUGGCAGAGCUGUUGAAGCAGUAUCUCCUGUACCUGCCCGAACCUCUGUUCACCUAUCAGCUCUAUGACAGUUUCCUGUUGACAAACACUAUCCUAUCCAAACAGGAUAAGCUAUGGGCUUAUAGAUUCUUGAUGGCCUACCUCCCGCAGGGAUUCAGAGCGACCAUCAAGAAUGUGUUGGGAUUGCUGUCCAAGAUACAUUCAAACAACUCGGUCACCAAGAUGGACUCUCAACAACUAGCGAUGAUAUUCGCCAGAGCAUUCCUUCGACCAGAAGAAGAGAUGUAUUAUAUGAAGCAAGAUAGGAUCGAUUGCGAAGACAUCCUCAGGCUAUGGAUUGAGGAGUUUGAUGCUGUGACCAGACCUGCUGUGUCGGCUCCUGCUCCAGCAUUAUCACAUCAUCAUCAUCAACUACCACAUGUUGCUCAUGGCAAACCACAUGCUGCUCCCGCUCAUCCUCUCGCUGUACCAUCAUCAUCAACCUCUGCUGCCUCUCAGUCGUCUGAGCAGCACCAUCCACUGAUUGAUCCCCUCUCAUCUCAAGUAUCCACACCGAUUAGUAUAAUUGGACAACUGGUCAAUAGUAGCAACAUCAACAAUAUAAACACUCAACAACAACAACAAGACUCUCCAAGACCAUCACUUCCAACCAUUCCAAAACACAACAACAUCCAACAGACAACCUCAAUCAUUGACAUUAGACCAAAGCAAACGAACAAACUACAGAAGCAAGCGCAACAAACAUUGACGCCAUCAAUCACCACCGCACCAACGCCCCAGCCACCAACAACAAUCAUUGAGGAGGACACCAUCACCACAGCCAACACUCCAUCAUCUGAACACUCGACUCCAACCAAGUCUCCAUCUCCAGCACCAAUAGAAUCAGAGCCUACAGUCCAAUUGCCUACAAUCACAACAACACCGUCACUACAUCAUCCACCUUCAAGCUCAUCCAACCAAUCCACACCACCCGACUCACCAGUUGUGAUUCACGUCCAGACAGCACCAGCUUUGAAUGCACCAAGUACACCCAACCCAUCGUUGUUGGGAUCGAUCGAUACGUCAAGCUGGACACUUCUCUCUACCCUGGACACUGAUGCGACACAAAAGAUAUCCAAGAUCAAGGCGACCAUUGAGUCACUCAUCUCUGAACAUCUCUGGGGCCAACUGAGGACCACUGUCAAGUGCAUCGCCAACGAGACCAACUACUCUGCCACCAUCAAGCUCUCCACAACCCUGCGAGACUCCAAGAAGCACCUCGUCGAAUCAUGUGGCAAACACUUGGGCAUUGCAAAGAGUGAUGUUAAAAGUUUCCUGCAACAGUUUGACAAGCCGCCAACCUAUUCACUUCCAGUGUUGUCUCUGGAACAGCUUGCCAAUCCACCGGCAACAACAGCAAUUGACGAGUUCAAACUGUUUGAGUUGAAGCGAGCCACGCACCAGACUGUUGAGGACAUCACGGACUAUCUCUACUGUCUCAAGACCAAGCUGCACACAUACAUCUACAAGGAUCAAGUCAUUCACACUGCACAGAUAGCCAGCAAACUCAGAUCCAUUCUUGAUCCAAACUCACAGAGGACACUCAUAUCAUCCAGUGGUUCAUUGACAAUGAUGCCAUCAGUGUCGCCAUCACCAACCUCACCAGACACCUCUAGAUCACUGCAUCACUCCACCUCCUCGCUGUCAUCGCCAGAGCCCACGCCACCUGCAUCACCUUCCGUCGUCAGACGUCGUGGCGGCGCGUCCCACUUGGAGAACAAGAUACAGGUUGACACGAGUGCCAAGAGGAUCGUCGAUCAUCUCAACUCAAUCAAGCUCAAGCUGACCAAUGCCGAAAUGGCCGAAGCGAUUGAGAUUGGCAAGGUGAUCCGAGCGACCAAGCAGACGAUGAAUGAGCUGUACGCCGAGAACAACUAUGCGCCACCACCAGAGGUGGUGAUUGCACCUUCAACACCGGACGAGGAGCAGCUGGUCACUUUGAAAAAGGCAAUGGAGCCAUUGCUGGAGCGUAUAUUCAUUCAGAUCGAUACAGUUUGUGCCAAUGUCAACCAGGUUGACAUCUCCGAGCAGGAGAGCUUUGCAAUCAUAGACAAGUUAACAUUCAUAAACAAGGUGUUGGCGCUGUAA
Acytostelium subglobosum LB1 is the source of this 2601-nucleotide messenger RNA. RefSeq lists its product as hypothetical. Gene Ontology annotation, biological process: small GTPase-mediated signal transduction. Gene Ontology annotation, cellular component: cytoplasm. The transcript is spliced from 4 exons. The record is from RefSeq and is a predicted model, not a curated record. NCBI's taxonomy places the organism in Eukaryota, Evosea, Eumycetozoa, Acytosteliales, Acytosteliaceae. Gene Ontology annotation, molecular function: GTPase activator activity. The coding region runs from base 1 to 2601 and encodes 866 amino acids.